This is a messenger RNA of Aspergillus nidulans FGSC A4, 2538 nucleotides long. RefSeq lists its product as uncharacterized. The transcript has 3 exons. Lineage: Eukaryota; Fungi; Ascomycota; Eurotiomycetes; Eurotiales; Aspergillaceae. The record is from RefSeq and is a predicted model, not a curated record. The coding region runs from base 1 to 2538 and encodes 845 amino acids.
AUGGACCUGUCGCGUAGGACAAAGAGUCAGAAAGACGAGAUUCUUCGCAGCGCGCUGGGCAAAGGCCGCAGUGAGAGUCUUGAGGACAAGAUCAAAGAACAAUUCACCAGUAUCGAGCAGAGUAAGCAUCCGGUAGAAGAUUGUUGUGCAGCAGACUGUCGCGGUGAACGGUCGCUGGGCCUUGCGUUGUGUCAUCGACUCCCGCCCGUCGGUCUAGAACGAGUCCCGGCCAAGCGACUCUGUCAUGCCUUCGAUGGCUGCUCUCCCAUUCUAGACCUUUCAGACUCGCUCGCCCUCAAGUCCCAAAUUUCUCUUUCCUUCCAAUCUCCCUCUUCUCCACCGUCUCACUCUGUAUCAGCGUCACUCUCACCUCUUCUGCCCGGCUUUAGCGGCAGCUUCCUCCGCUGCCCUUUUCCUUUCCUUUCAUCCCUCUCCCUUCAUCUCAGCAUCCUCAGCACCCUCAACACCAGGCACGUUCUCUUACGGCUCGAUCCUCGUCUCUCAACGGGCCAAAUCGCCAGCGACCGACGAUUCUCCCAUUCUCCCAUUCUCCCAUUGUUCGACCCAAUAUACCUGGCGGAUUCCUUGUUCUUGUCCGGAUCUCGGGAGCGCUCAUCCUGGUUGCCUGCUUGUUGCCCGUCAAAUCCAAACGCACCCUUGAUGUAUUCUCCCCAAUAUUAUGGCCCUUGUCUGCCUGCCCCAACAACAGUGCGAUAUAACCCUGUCAUGCGUUCGCAUUCGCGACCGUUCUCGCCAGAUCCGUCGUCAGAUGCAUCCACAGAACCCGGUUCUUCACAUCGGGCAAUCGUGAAUCCGCUCGAUCAGCCAUACACUCAACGAAGACCACUAUCACCGUCCAAUUCAACCCCAUCCCGUCAACGUAGUCAACGCACGCCAGCAGCCUUAACACCAACCGGAGGCUCAAGUCGACUCAAGCGUCGGGCGUCGCAAGGCUCGGUGAUCACCAAACCCUCUACAGUCACCAGGUUCCUGUCCCGUAGCAACGCUGCUCUCCACCCCCCGUCCCUUGACGCCACCGGCUCCGUCACACAAUCAUAUUCUCGCUCCGCCGAGUUCCGUACACACUCUGCCGACUCCCGGCUUCGGAUUUCUACCGUUUCGAGUUCGCUGGCGGCUCGAACCACCGACUCCGCCUCGCCGGCGUGGGAUUCGACGGACAAGAGCGACUAUCCUUCAACCUUGCCUCCAACGCCUCCCGAGGACGACGAUCACAUUGCCUGGAGUCCGCAAAACAAUAUGCUGCUCUUCGAACCUCAUGUGAACCGGGACCCGGGCCUCAUGCCCAUGGAUGAAGGCCCAAACAUGGAUACCUCUUCUGGAAGGGGGCAUUCAGAUACCCUGGGUAGCCCGUCUGAUAAUAUAUCACCUUCAACCUCUAGCGGGAGUCCGCAGUCCUCGAGUGGUGAGAUGGAUUGCGACGAUAGCUCGUGGCUUGGGAACAGCAUACAGACCAUAGUCUCGUCUCUGCCAUUCUCAAAUGCACGAGGAGAAGCCGCCAAAAUUGUCUACCAGAUGCUUCCAUACCCCUGCCCUGCCGAUAAACCGAGCAGCGCUGAGGUUAAUGAGAGUGUCUUCUGCUCACUCGUCCAAGCGGUGCAGCACCAUUUGCAGCAUGGGCAGUCGCCAUAUAUCAACGUCACCCAUGCAGUCCCCGAGCAAUUCAGUCUUUCCAACCUCCCGCAUUCUCCUCCCAGCACACCUCACUCGUCUUUCUCCAGCGAUGAUUAUUUUAAACCGACUGCUGUCUUUUCCAGCGCCGCCGUGGUUUCUGCGUACCACGACUUCCGCGGCCCGAUUCAGACCAAGGCGCCGCAUUUCCCGAUGCCGAUCGUGCCUCCAUUCAGUGUCCACAUCUCCGUUCUCGAACGCUACCUGCCCCCAUCAUCGUCCCAAGAGUAUAGAGACCUCUUUUCCCAUACCCGACCGUCCUUUCUUGUUGAUCGAUUGAGCGAACUUUCUCCGGAAGGGGGAUCAAUGCUUUUUAUCUAUCCCACCAGAAGAGGGGCCUCGACUUUCAAAUCACAGUAUCUUGGACCUAUCCUCGACCCCUUGCUGCGACAGCUCGUCGUAGUAAACGAAUUAUCAGCAGAGAUUAGUCGGUAUCUCGGCAAGGUUUCAGCGGUCGCUCACAUGGACGACUUCGACACCAUGCGAGAAAACCUCGACCAGCUCUGUGGUUCUUUAAGCUCAUCCUCCUCGCAGUUCAAGAUUGUGGAUGCUCGCAAGGGUAGCGUCCGUCUUGAUCGCAAGCUUUGGUCAGAGUGGUAUAUCCACCAAGACAAGGCUCGAAUGAAGGAGGUAAUCAGCCUCUACUACCAAAAUAGUCGUCGUCUUCCAGCGGCCAAAUCGACGUCGCUAAACACGUCCGGCUAUCACCGCUUGGAGACAAAAGAGGUCACGUCCGCCAUGUUGCUCAGUGAAAUCCUUGAGGGUAUUCGAAAACGACCAUACGGGGAGGAAAUGGAGCCCCGUGAUGGAAUCGAGCUCGGUAUCUUUGUCAUUCGCCGAACUCACUAA